Messenger RNA from Hydractinia symbiolongicarpus, 2821 nucleotides. RefSeq lists its product as uncharacterized. The coding region runs from base 420 to 2516 and encodes 698 amino acids. Gene Ontology annotation, cellular component: nucleus; cytoplasm. The record is from RefSeq and is a predicted model, not a curated record. Gene Ontology annotation, molecular function: protein binding. NCBI's taxonomy places the organism in Eukaryota, Metazoa, Cnidaria, Hydrozoa, Anthoathecata, Hydractiniidae. The transcript has 6 exons.
GCAAGUGCAAUGCUAAUAGCGGGAAUAGUCAAGACCAUUGGCUUCUUGUUUACUUUUUAAAACGCUGUUUAAGUUGAAUCAUAAUUUGUAAAUACGAAGAGAACUCUCCACCGUUACUGUUAAACAAUAGUGUAAACAUAACUGCUAAACAGGGAGUAAAAGCGGCGGUAUGGAGAGUUUUUAAUCCAUCGUUUUGGUUUUAAAGGUUUUUGCCCGAAUUGUAAACACGUUUAAAUCAUGAGUUUGUAUAUAACGUGGCUACUUUAAAAACAAACGAAUCCUUUUUUGUAAUUAGUAUUGUUUUGUGGGGACGAUGUGAGCUCUAAACAAAGUUCGUGCACAAACGCCAUACAAUCUCUUGUGACAAAAGACAUGUUGUAGAGCUUGAAACGUUGCCAGAGAGCGAUUCGGGAAUCAAAAUGGCGCAAGCUAUGGAGACAUCUUCUUCCAGUGAAGGUACAUCGGGAGAUCAGAUACACGAAUACGAAGAACAACUCGAAUGCUUGUUAUGUACUUGCAAAUAUGCCUACAAAAGAGCUUUUGAAUAUAUGUGCCUUUGUAGUGACAUAGCAAGAGCCGCACAUAUCACUGACCCCAACAUUGCAUUUUCAGCAAUUUUAAGUACAUACUCAGCAACUGACAUGGAAAGAAUAAGCUUGCUUGUUCACAGAAACAAUAAAGUAAAAAUAUACGAUCACAGAAUGUCAUUAAAGGAAUCAAUUAUUAUUGAUCAACUCGAUAUGUCAUUGCUGAAACAGUUUCAAAAUAACCUGUCUGUUUUCCCAACCUGUAGGAAUCCCUAUCAAGCAUUAGCACAAUCAGAAGUGCUGCAUAGCGGUGCACAAUGUUUGGAGCGAAGAGUAUGCUGUUCGACGUGUCUGUAUUGCGUUAGAUGUUUCAAUAUCAACAACAACUCAUGCAGGUUCAGGAACAUAUCAAGAUGCUUUGAUCACAUUGUAAAGGUGCGGAACAGAAAAGCUCACAUGGAAUAUGGUGACUUUGAAAUAAUCAAACAACAAAAAAUGUCCAAUGUUAGUGGUCCUGAAAUAACAGAAUGGAACGCUGAUCUGAAUAACUGCAAGCGUGGUAUUAGAGAUCUUUUAAGUAUGAUGGUACCGACGUAUAUAAGCAUAGAAACACGUGAUAAGAAGAUAUUUGAGUUUGAUCUUGUGUUAAAUACAAGACGAGAUGUGUUUCGACAGCAUUUUACGACAGAAUAUAACAUCUGCUUCCAAAGAACUAAGCUGGAAAUUAGAUUUGAGUGUUCGUCUAAAUAUCGUAAACUGCUGGGUGACAUAAAAAAUGUUAUUUCGCAACCCUCUAAGAUAAUUCAAAUCAAUUUUGGAUUGUGUGCCAUCAGCAUUGUAUCCGAGUUUUUGCAAAUAAAUAAGGAUUCUUUGAUCAUCAACUUGGAUGAGUUCAACGUUAAGACACAGAACAACACGAGCGCCUUGAAAAUAAAAGUCAAGUUAAACAUCAAAUCGGACGAGGAUAACAUACCAAGCUGCUUUGAACGGAUUAAUAAGGAUCAAUUAUCUUGCCUAAUAAAGGACUUAACAAAUUUGUUUGACGAACUUGUCAAUAAAACAAUGCAAAAGAAACUUUCACUUACCUGCGUGGGUUACAAAUAUAAGUCACUCCAUCUUUAUUUUGACAUGUCUUUGCAUGAAGAUGUAACUAAAAAAAAACAAGACGUGAUUGCAAAAAAUGUAAGAUCCGUAAUAAUUACUCAAGAAUUCUCUCAAAUCCUUUACAGUCAUUCACUGGAUCAUUGUACUGUCAGCAUUGAUUGCAAUGAAGAUGAAGAAGACAAAGAUAUUGUAACAGCAACUUUUGGCAUUUCAACUUUUACUAAAGAAGCUACGGAGAGGCUCACAGAAAUGCUAGUCGAUAUUACAAAGCAUCUUAAGAAAAACUUAUUACAGGAAAUGGAGGCACACUGUGAUGACACAGAGGACAUGGAGUUUUUAACUGAAGGUGCACAGGAACGAAAAGUCCCUUCCAGGAGGGAACGCCAAAAAUCAUUCUCAAGUGUGUACCAUUGCAUACAACAAGGAGAUGUCGAAGGCUUACGAAUAUUUUUGUUAACACAUCCGGAGAUGGUGGACAUGACAAGUGAUAGAGGAGCAACGCCACUUCACCUAGCUGUAAAGCAUCAAAGAACUGAAAUGGUUAAACUUCUUAUAAGUCUUGGCUGUAACCUCUGGACAGCUGACCAUAUCAGCAAAUGGAAUGCGUACCACAGAGCUGCUAAUGAUGAUUGCAAAGAAUGUCUAAGUUUACUGCUUCAGCGCGACAAUUCUGAAAUAAACAACAUGACUGAUGAAGGACAGACACCAUUGCAUUUAGCUUCUUCGAAUGGCAAUGUGGAAUGCGUUAAACUAUUGCUUUCAUAUGGCGUCGAUGUUAACAUCCAGAAUGAUGACGGUGAAACGGCUUUGGAUGUUGCUGGCAGAUCUAAUUCAUUAAAUGAAAAAGAAGUACAAAAUCUUAUCUUGCAAAAAAAAAACCAAUAAUAACCAUCUAUAUUACCAUCAUGACGAAGAUUUUAAAAACGAAUGUAUCAAGGAAUUGGAAUGGAGUCAAUUAUUUGUUUAGACGAUUCUUAGUUGCAAGGGACAGACGUUUUCUGAAAAAAUCCCUCAUGCCAAAAAUAUUCAUACUCAAGGUGCUACAACACACAAAACGUUAAUUAUUAUCACCGCAUUGAUGUAAUUGCUUUUUCUGUAAUCUUUUGAAUACCCAUUAUUAAAAAAGUUGAUAGAUACUGUCGACUUUGAGUAAGAACUCAAAUAACAACAACAAAAUCACUUCAAAUAAC